Messenger RNA from Paralichthys olivaceus (Japanese flounder), 3967 nucleotides. Lineage: Eukaryota; Metazoa; Chordata; Actinopteri; Pleuronectiformes; Paralichthyidae. The record is from RefSeq and is a predicted model, not a curated record.
AUGUGUGGAAGCCUGGCUUGGGGUCAGAAUGGUAACCAUGAGCGGAUCGACUUCUUGACCAGCAAAGAGAAGAAGUCGUCAAAGCGGAAAACCGGCAUCAUUGUCGGGGUUCUUUUGGCAGUUCUCGUCCUUGCAGCUGUUGCAGCAUUCCUCAUUUGGCUGUUUGUCUUUAAGGAUGAGGAUUCAGAAGCCACCCUCAGCAGGAAGCGGAGCAUGUCAACGCAGCUCUUCAGUGGGCACAUGAAGCUGACUGGUGUACCCUAUGCUCAGGAUCUGGAGGACACAAACAGCAAGGAAUUCAAAGAUUUGGCACAGAAGCUGGAGGCAGUUCUGGGGGAAACCUACAAGACAGAUCCAUUGCUGGGAGAACACUACACUAAAUCGAUGGUCACUGCGUUCAGUGAGGGUGUGAUAGCCUACUACUGGUCCCAGUUUGAUAUCCCACCCGAUGACCUGGAGAUUGUGCCUGAGUUCUCAGAGGAGCGGGUGUUGGACGCACUGGAGAGCAGCCUGAACAUGCAGCGCACCAUGGGCAACAUAAAGAUCCGUGAAGUCACCACCUCGGUCACAGAUCCUCGCAUGGCCAGGAAACCCAGUGCCACGGAGUGUUUCUUUCGCCUGGAGGCUGAAGAAAAGGGUAAGAAGUUCUCGUCUCCAGGGUACCCCAAGGGCUACCCCCCCAAAUCAAGGUGUCAGUGGCAAAUCCGAACGUCAGAGAACCAAGCCAUAUCCAUCGCUUUCCCUUUUUUCCACAUCGAGGAUGACUGCUCGGACGACUUUGUCUCCAUCUAUGACUCUCUGAGUCCCGAUGAUUCUCAGGCCAUCACGGAGAAGUGUGGUCAGAGGCCUCCCUCCAACCCACUGGAGGUGGUGUCAUCCGGCAACAUUAUGCUGAUUAGCUUGAUCACCGACUCGGACGUCCAGAGGCCUGGCUUUGAGGCAGAAUACAGAGCCAUCCCCAUGUCUACAGUGAAAACCUGCGGUGGUGUCCUCUCUGAAAAAGCAGGAGUCUUCACCUCCCCACUUCACCCCAGUUUCUAUCCUCCUGCCGUCGACUGCAAGUGGACCAUCAAGGUCCCUGAUGGGAACCAGGUGCGGGUGAAGUUCAACAUUUUCCGCAUGAAGGAGCCCGGGGUGGACAACCGUGUGUGUCACAAAGACUAUGUGGAGAUUAUGGGCACGAAGUACUGUGGAGAAACAUCCUACUUGGCUCUGACCAGUUCCAGUAACAUCAUGGAAGUCCACUUCCACUCCGACGAGUCCUACACCGAUAAAGGCUUCAGCGCCGAGUACAGCGCAUAUGAUCCCGCAAACCCUUGUCCCGACAAGUUUACUUGUAAUACUGGCAUGUGCAUCCGUAAAGAGCUGAAGUGCGAUGGCUGGAAUGACUGUGGUGAUUUGAGCGACGAGCAGAAGUGCCGUUGUGAAAAAGACCAGUUUGCUUGUGGCAACUCUUUGUGCAAACCCAAGCUCUGGGUGUGCGACCGUGUCAACGACUGCGGAGACUGGAGCGAUGAGAAAGGCUGCAGUUGUGAGGAGAACGAGUGGCGCUGUGGGGACGGGGAGUGUCUGCCCCAGGAUGUCGUGUGCGACAGUAAGAAGGACUGUGUUGAUGGAAGCGACGAGGCCUCCUGUAAAGCCUCCCCGGGUAUCUGCUCUGACUUCAGCUUCAAGUGCAGGAACAGUGAAUGUGUCAAUAAGGUGAAUGCUGAAUGCGACCGCGUCAAAGACUGCUCUGACAACUCCGACGAGGACCAGUGUGAUUGUGGCACCAGGCCUUAUAAGCUGAACCGGAUCGUCGGAGGGCAGAACGCUGAGCUGGGGGAGUGGCCCUGGCAGGUCAGCCUUCACUUCCUGACCUACGGACACGUGUGUGGCGCCUCCAUCAUCUCAGACAGAUGGCUCCUUUCAGCGUCCCACUGCUUUGUCACUGGCGAUCCAGCGAACCAUGUGGCCUCCAACUGGCAGACCUACAGCGGCAUGCAAGACCAGUACAAGCAGGAUGGCGUACAGCGCCGCCCGCUGAAGAAGAUCAUCUCCCACCCAGAUUACAACACCAUGACCUAUGACUACGACAUUGCACUGCUGGAGCUCAGCGAGCCGCUGCAGUUCACCAACACCCUCCAACCCAUCUGCCUACCGUCUUCCUCCCACGUCUUCCCGGCAGGCAUGUCCUGCUGGGUCACAGGCUGGGGCGCACUCCGAGAAGGAGGUCAAAAGUCACAGCUGCUGCAGAAGGCGUCGGUGAAAAUCAUCAACGACACGGUGUGUAACGUGGUCACGGAGGGCCAAGUCACCUCCAGGAUGCUCUGCAGCGGAUUCUUGUCAGGAGGAGUUGACGCAUGCCAGGGAGACUCCGGCGGCCCCCUGGUGUGCUUCGAGGAGAGUGGGAAGUGGUUCCAGGCCGGCAUCGUGAGCUGGGGUGAGGGCUGUGCUCGUCGAAACAAGCCCGGCGUGUACUCACGCGUCACCAAGCUGAGGCAGUGGAUCAAAGACGAGACAGGAAUUUGACAACGCUGUGAGGAAGAGGGAGGGAUGCAGAGCAGGGAACAAAGUCAGAGUGCCAAAAAUAAUGGAGAGGGGACAUUUGAGUCUGAUUCAGGACUUCAACGCUCUCCAAGAUGUUUUCAUUCAACAGCAGUAUCAGGAAACUGUUGCAUGGACCCAGCCACUCACUGCAGUGACUCAGAGCACUUUAUUUGGUUGCCAACCCCCUUUUUCACACACACAUACAUACACACACAGACAAGCAUAAACCACAGCAACCCACACUUUGUAUAUAGAUUUUAAAGGUGUAAAUCUGUGAAGUGCUAUUUGCCCACAUCAAUCACGUCAUGUUCCCCUGCGUACAAAAAAUCUAAUAUAUAUUUUCUGGGAAUCAUUUUCCAAGUAUUUGUAAAAUGCAACAUUUUAAGAUUAAUGCAGGAUUUUAACAUUUUUAGUUUAUAGUUUCUGAACAUUCCCUGAAAAGAAAAUUUUAACACUUAGUAUUAAUAUCUAAUAUCUUCUUCGGCUGCGGUGAAUAUUGCACUUUGCCAAUGGGCUCAUGCUGUUGAUAGCUUUAAACGUUCAGGUUUUUCUUAAUCCUAGAUCUUAAACAAUUCUAAUGUGUCUAUCUGCUGCAACACUCUUAACAUCAGCGCCAUUUUCCAUAGCACAGCAUGGAUUUUUUUAGUCCCCAUUUUUAUCCUUUCAAGUAUAAAUAUCAACCUGCAGAAAAAGUAGUACAUACCAUGUGAUGAUAACAGACCUCAAACCAAAAACAAAAAAAGAGAAAAAAACAUGCUGAAAUCCAUUAAGGGGCAUUUUCAUAUUAUACUAAAAUAAAUGAAAAUCAGAAGCUGCCUGGAGGGUAGAAGAUCCACUACUCAAUCUUAAAUCCCACAGUUUGCUGUGGAAAAUGGUCAACAGUGAUGUUAAGUACAUCAGGUUUGUAGCUGGUGGGCUAAAACAGACAAAACCUCCAGCAGGGUCCCCGGGGGAAUUCUGAUCUGAUACUGGAGAGAAGAAGCUCGAGUUGUUUUAAGUUGCCUUAAGAUCUGAAUCUGAAUCUAUCUGGGGUCAAGAUUUAGUAUUUUUAAUUGUACACCUUAACAGAAACAUUUGGUCAGGAUCAUUGGGGGGCGGGGUAUUUUAGCCUAUUUGCCUUCAUCAGACUGAUCCUGGAAAUAUUAGAUCCUGAAUGAGUGAACCAAAGAUAUGUAGAAGUAUUGUUAUGUAAUUCAGAAGAAAGUUUAAUUUGCUCAGUGGAUCUUUACUAACUCCAUUGAGCCUCAAGGUUCAUGUAAAUAUAAAUUUUCCAGAAAAUAGAGAGUAAACACAACUUUUAAAAGACUUUUUCAUGAGCACCAUACACCAACAUGGACUCACUGUACUUCAUACCCUGUCUUUGUUUAUGUUUUAAUAUGGUUUAUACAAAAGAGUGAUGAUAAUAAAGAUCUUUUAUCUAAUUGCGUUAUCUGAACUA